ACGGUCCAGACAAUGUUAAUUUGCAAAAAUCUCCAUCACAAGACUACUAUGUGGAGGGGUCAGACAUCACCUUGACCUGCUCAGCAGAGUCCAGACCUAACGCCCAAUUUACAUGGCAUCUGAACGGAGGUCUGCAGUCUGAUACUGGACCGCAGUUCAAUCUGACGACCAUUCAGGAGAGUCAGAGUGGAAACUACAGCUGUCAGGCUUUUAACACUAAAACUCUGAGAUAUCAAUCAUCUCAGCCUGCAGCUGUAACUGUACUGGAAACAAUAUCAGGUGCUUCAAUCAUAUCUUCAUCUCUCCUGGAGUUUGAGGGCACCUCAGUCAACUUAACCUGUGAUGCUGCCGGCUCUGUCUUUACCAGGGAGUGGAUGAAGGAUGGCUCAGAUCUGAACAUUUCUAACGACAUAAUACUUAACGACAAUAACAGAGUGCUGACUUUUAACAGCCUGAAUAAAAAAGACAGCGGACAUUAUUCCUGUACACUCAGCAACCCCUUCAGCAAUGAUGAAGCUGAAUACUUCAUAGAUGUGAUCUAUGGACCACAAAAUGUUCGAAUCACAGGUCCAAGUGUGAUACAUUUGAAAGAGAACUUAACUUUAACCUGCUCUGCUGAGUCCACACCGUCUGCUACUUCUUACAUGUGGAUGCUAAAUGGGACAAAGAUACACAACUCGGCUGUGCUCACUAAACACAACAUUGAACUCUCUGACGGUGGCAACUACGUCUGUCUAGCACUAAAUUUUGCAAAUUGGGGAAUAUCGUCUGCAGAACAUGAAUUGUCUGUCACAGAAAGGACGUCUGGAGGUCUUUCAGCUGGUGCCAUUGCUGGAAUAGUUAUUGCAUGCUUUGUAGUUGCUUCUGCAGGAGCUGUUGUAGG
This is a messenger RNA of Plectropomus leopardus (leopard coralgrouper), 883 nucleotides long. The record is from RefSeq and is a predicted model, not a curated record. Lineage: Eukaryota; Metazoa; Chordata; Actinopteri; Perciformes; Serranidae.